Molecule: messenger RNA, 1059 nt
Organism: Chara braunii
Lineage: Eukaryota; Viridiplantae; Streptophyta; Charophyceae; Charales; Characeae
Source: the annotation of a GenBank genome assembly
CGACGCAAGAUAGCAGUGUGCGGAGAAGCCGUUCAGUCGAAAGCGGCGGUGACAGGAUUGAACCGGACGACACUAAUACGUUGAUGAGGGAAUACUUCGUACAGCUGGCGGAAGAAAGGAGGGAGAGGAUGGAGGAACGCAGAAGGAAGGAAGAAGCAGUUCGGUUGGAGAAGGAGAAGAAGAGGCUAGAGAAGUUGAGGGAGGAGACACAGUAUGAGGAAGAUAGAGAUGCUCGUUUGCUAGCCAUGAUUGACUCUAAGAUUCUGAGGGAUCAGGAAGAGCGACGAAGCCGAGGAGUGGUAAUUGACAAACAGGCGAAGAAGGUCAAGGAGUUUGGAGAAACGAUGGAGGAGGAGAAAGAACGACUGUGGAGGACGCUAGCGCUGCAUGAGACCUACGAAGCGGAUGAUGAGCUACUGCGCUUACGUAAGCAGGCAGCGGGACUGCGAAUUCAAGAGAAAGUGGAUAAGCGUAAGCGCGGUAAGGAGGUGGCGCUGGGAAACAGCCCUCCUAUGGUUACUCCGGAGAAACGAUCAAAUACCGUGUUGUCCGAAGGAUCGCGGAGAAGAAUUGAAGAGUUAAGGAGGGCUCCUGCUGAGGACCCGCAGACGUCUGAUACACCGCGGAAGAUUGAUUUGACGCUGAAGCAUAUUUCUGCUUCAUGCAGACCAGGUGGGAAGGAGAAGUACGAAUCGUACGUUCGUGACUUCUACGACGCAUUGACGAUUGACGAAUUGAAAGAAGUGUGUAAGCGCGAGAGGGUGACCUAUGGAAAUCGAGAGGCCGCGAUCAAACGUUUGGUCAUACGGAGGGUGACUACUGCAUAUGAUGCCACCUACAUACCUCUGCCGGCUACACCAAGGAUGACCACUCAGAGUACGAAGACCGCAUCGGACAGUGCCAGGGUCGAGGAAUCGAGGAUACUUCUGAGGACUUGAGUGAGAGUGAUGAUGAUGCGGAGUGAUGUUGUCUUAAUGGAACAAGAUUGCGUGAAUUAGCGCGGCUAAUAUGUACACGGAGACAACUAGACAGUGGUAAGAGUAAAAUUGAUGAUCAGCU